AUGGGGGAGGGGGGAUCGCCGGGCGGCGGGGGUGGUGGGGGCAGCGGCGGCGGCGGGGCGCGGCUGUCACACACGUCGGAGAAGCACCCGCGCGCCAUCCUGGGCGAGCUGUCGGCGCUGCGGCGGCACCGCGAGCUGUGCGACGUGGUGCUGAACGUGGCCAGCCGCAAGCUGUUCGCGCACCGCGUCAUCCUGUCCGCCUGCAGCCCCUACUUCCGCGCCAUGUUCACGGGCGAGCUGGCCGAGUCGCGCGCCACCGAGGUCACCAUCCGCGACGUGGACGAGAGCGCCAUGGAGCAGCUCGUCGAGUUCUGCUACACUGCGCACAUCGUCGUCGAGGAGAGCAACGUGCAGGCGCUGCUGCCUGCCGCCUGCCUGCUGCAGCUGGCCGAGAUCCAGGACGUGUGCUGCGAGUUCCUCAAGCGCCAGCUCGACUGCUCCAACUGCCUCGGCAUCCGCGCCUUCGCCGACACGCACUCGUGCCGCGACCUGCUGCGCAUCGCCGACAAGUUCACGCAACAGAAUUUCCCAGAGGUGAUGGAGAGCGAGGAGUUCCUGCUGCUGCCCGCCGCGCAGCUCAUAGACAUCGUCGCCUCGGACGAGCUCAACGUGCGCUCCGAGGAGCAGACCUUCCAGGCGGUCAUGUCCUGGGUCAAGUACAACGUGGCCGAGCGCCGCCAGCACCUCGCGCAGGUGCUGCAGCACGUGCGGCUGCCGCUGCUCAGCCCCAAGUUCCUCGUGGGCACCGUGUCCUCCGAGCUGCUCAUCCGCUCCGACGACGCCUGCCGUGACCUGCUGGACGAGGCCAAGAACUAUCUGCUGCUGCCGCAGGAGCGCCCGCUCAUGCAGGGGCCCCGCACCCGCCCCAGGAAGCCCACCAGAAGAGGUGAGGUGUUGUUCGCGGUGGGCGGGUGGUGCUCGGGCGACGCCAUCGCAUCGGUAGAGCGCUUCGACCCGCAGACGGCCGAGUGGAAGAUGGUGGCGCCGAUGUCGAAGCGGCGCUGCGGCGUGGGUGUGGCCGUGCUGCACGACCUUCUGUACGCCGUGGGCGGCCACGACGGCCAGAGCUACCUCAACAGUAUCGAACGCUACGACCCGCAGACCAACCAGUGGUGCGGCGCCGUCGCGCCCACGUCCUCGUGCCGCACGUCCGUGGGCGUGGCCGUGCUGGACGGCGCGCUGUACGCCGUCGGCGGCCAGGACGGCGUGCAGUGCCUCAACCACGUGGAGCGCUACGACCCCAAGGAGAACCGCUGGAGCAAGGUGGCGCCGAUGACGACGCGGCGGCUGGGUGUGGCGGUGGCGGUGCUGGGCGGGCAGCUGUACGCGGUGGGUGGGUCGGACGGGCAGGCGCCGCUCAACACGGUGGAGCGGUACGACCCGCGCGCCAACAAGUGGUGCGCGGUGGCGCCCAUGUCGACGCGGCGCAAGCACCUGGGCUGCGCGGUGUUCGACGGCCAGAUCUACGCGGUGGGCGGGCGCGACGACUGCACCGAGCUCAGCUCGGCGGAGCGGUACGAGCCGAGCGCGGACGCGUGGGCGCCCGUCGUCGCCAUGACCUCGCGCCGCUCCGGCGUCGGCCUGGCCGUCGUCAACGACCAGCUGUACGCCGUCGGCGGCUUCGACGGCACCGCUUACCUCAAGUCCAUAGAGGUGUUCGACCCGGAGUCGAACCAGUGGCGGCUGUGCGGCGCCAUGAACUACCGGCGGCUCGGCGGCGGCGUCGGCGUCAUGCGCGCGCCGCACCACGACGCACAUUACAUAUGGAAUCGCAAAGACUCGGUGGUGUGAAGGAUGUAUCGGAAAUCGACGGUCGUUACUCAUGUAAUUUUAUUGUUAAAUCGAUAAUGACAAACCAGACGAACUGAAAACUGCUCGGCCGAAUCUCAAAUUUUGUAAAUUCUAAUAUGUAACCGCAGGUCGAGGGGCUCUCAGCUCGUCUCGUUUCACUUGCCUUAGGUAUGUUAUAUUAAUUAAUUAUUUAUAAAUAAAUACAAAUUUUAGAAUAUUA
Molecule: messenger RNA, 2011 nt
Organism: Aricia agestis (brown argus)
Lineage: Eukaryota; Metazoa; Arthropoda; Insecta; Lepidoptera; Lycaenidae
Gene: dbo
Product: kelch-like protein diablo
Exons: 4
Coding region: 1-1791 (596 amino acids)
Molecular function (GO): protein binding
Source: RefSeq, a predicted model, not a curated record